GACAAAUCAAAUUAAACAACUUUUUAAUGACUUUUAUCGUUAGGCAGUUAAGCAGGUCAGCAGUUACACAGAGCAUUGAGUUUUGCCACUCCGAAAGUAACAAAAAGCGUUGUCGUUAGUCCUAAUAACUUGCUAUAUGUAGUCCAGAUGGAUCUCUAUCACGUCCUGGAUCUGGUGGGAGAGGGCUCCUUCGGCCGAGUUUACAAGGGGAGAAAAAAGUUCACCGGCCAAGUGGUGGCCCUAAAGUUCAUGCCGAAGGUGGGUCGGUCUGAAAAGGAGCUGCGAAGUCUGAAGAGGGAAAUAGAAAUUAUGAGAGAUCUUCAGCACCCAAACAUAGUGCAGCUUUUUGACAGUUUUGAGACGGAAACCGAGGUUGUGGUUGUAACUGAGUAUGCAGAGGGCCAGUUGUUCCAGAUUUUGGAGGAUGAUGGAAACUUGCCAGAGAGCCAGGUGCGGGAGAUUGCCUGCCAGCUGGUCUCUGCUCUGUAUUAUUUACACUCCCAUCGCAUCCUUCAUCGAGACAUGAAACCACAAAAUAUUCUGUUAGGAAAAAGCGGUGUGGUGAAGCUCUGUGACUUUGGGUUUGCCAGAGCAAUGAGUGUUUCCACCCUGGUCCUGACUUCCAUCAAGGGAACACCGCUGUACAUGUCUCCUGAGAUUGUAGAGGAGAAGCCGUAUGACCACACUGCUGAUCUCUGGGCUCUUGGCUGCAUUUUGUAUGAACUCCACACAGGGGUGCCACCAUUCUACACUAACUCCAUCUUCCACUUGGUGCAGCUCAUUGUGAGAGAUCAGGUCAAGUGGCUGGACACGAUGAGCGACAGCUGCCUGAGUUUUCUGAAAGGUUUGUUGACUAAAGAUCCACAGAAACGUUUGUCUUGGCCAGACCUCCUGCACCAUCCCUUUGUUGCUGAUGGCGUAUUAGUGCUGUCAGACACAAACCUCUUCAGCCCCUUGACAGUCACACCCAGCCCAGACGUGGUGGCCCUGAAACUGAAGCAAGUGGCAGAAAAGUCUGCGCCGGCAUCGGGAGAGAGUGGAUUACUGAGAAAGGUCAGGGAGCAGAUGGAGAACAAAAAGAGAGAGGUUGGCAGUGGCAGUGCAAAAAAAAAGAAGGAAGGAUGUGACAGGGGGAACUCUGCUACAGUGAUAGCUUCACCUAAUGUGUACAUCGUCAAAGCCCCUUCCAAUGAAUCUCCCAGUGGAUCUGGCUCAUUGGUCGGAACAGCUGCCAAUCAAAGCAUGAGCCUGAAGAGUAAAGCAUGUGCUACAUCAAAACAAAGGGGUCAGAUCAGCAGAGACUAUGAACAGGAGUUUCCUUCUGUUGAGGUUGGGCCACGACUCGUGCGAAGAGGGAGUAAAGACAGACCAGCCACACUCCACAGGCAGGAUGUCGACAAUAAGGGGUACUGGGAGAAUCUUGUCCAAGAAACAGACCCCAGCAGGCAGCAGAACAAUCUGAUAAACUACAAUGACAUCAUAUAUCAAAUUAAAUCUAACAUUACAGCAUUUCAGGCUCAGCUAAUAGGUGUUGGUGUAGUAAAUGUACAACAGAUUGAGCUUCUACUAAAGGUCCUACACAACUUGAUCCUGACUCCUGACCUUGAGACAUCUCACUACAUCAGCUGUGAACUUCAACUACCACAAGUCCUCUUCGAAAUGAUCAGAGAUUCUGUUUCAAACUCCGAUUUAAUCAAGGAACAGAGAAAUGUGCUUACACUUGGAGAAAUGAUUAAAUUUAUUCUGAUCUACUGGGAAAGCCAUUCUGAUUGGGUGGAAGAGGAGCCUAGACUAGAAGAGUUCACUAAGCCUUUAAAGAUGAUUCUCAGCCAGCCAAAUCUCACUGCUCUGGCAGCGCUGGCUGCUUCUGUUUUAUCUCUCUUCACACAACAUGGUGUUGAUGUUUUUGUUGAUCUGGAGAAUUUGACUUCCUUGCUGAAAAUGCAUCCCUCGCCACUGGUUUUACCACAUCCUGGUUGGGGGCUGUAUGACGGCCUCCUCUCUUUAUUCCUAAACACAUUGUCUGAGCAUGAAAAUACUUCAGUGUCGUCUAAGGUAAAUCCACUUGCUUUUGUGGACUUGUGGAAAAGGGCUGGUUCUUCCCUCACCAACACAACGCCAAACCUGGACUUCUUUUCAGCAGAUGGACUUUACUCCUUCUUGUCCAUUACGCUGUUUAUCUUCACCAAGGACCCAUACUCGUGCAUUCCUCUUUUUUCUAACAAAAAAUCUAAAUGUGUGUACACACUCGGAUGGUUGCUGAGCAACGACUGUCUUCAUUUGUUAGCCAGGUGUCCCUCUGGGAGCGCUGACAUGGAGCUGAGUCGCAACACGUUGUCCACAUUGAGCUGCCACCUGCUCUGUUUUCCGUUUGCUCUGGACCUGCCGUCACACACCAUGUCCACGGUUCUGCAGGUGUAUGACAGCUGUCACGUUGCUUCUAGCCUCCUGCAGGUAAUUCAGACAUUCCCUCCGCCGCUGCUGGAGAUGCCUCUCUCCCUGCUGAGCCGUUUGCUGCUGUGCGAUCCAGAGCACUCUGUGUCCCACGUCAGAGAAGGUGCUUCAGGCUUUUUUUCAUCACCUCAGAGCAAGCAGCUCUUUGCCUCCAAAAAUCAGAAUUCUCUGACCAGAACUGCCAGGUCUCUCCUCUCUGAUUUACUGCAGCAGGAUGUACUGUGGGACUCUGCUGUGGAGCUCCUGAAUCUGUUGUCCCAAGUGGCCCGCUGUUCCUCUCAGCUCGGUUCGCAUCGGAUAUGUGUUGAGGCCACAGUGCUACAGCAGGCACUAACUCAUCCAUAUGACCAGAUGAGAGCUGCCACAUGUAGAUUUGUAGGAAAUUUAAAACCUUUCAGAUCUAAUGAAAUAGGUACCCUGCAGGCCGAUGUUUUCAGACACUUGAUAGACUGUCUUAAUGAUUCCUGCAGGCAGGUGCGGAGAAUGGCUUGCAGGGCUGUAGGGAACUGGUUGGGAUACAUUGCAGCAAAGUUUAAAAAAGGAGAAAACUGCAGUGACACUUCAGGGUGGGGCAAGAAGAACAAUCAUAGUAAAGAAGCAACUUCAAAUAUCGAGGCAGCCGGUGAUUCAGUAACAGAGCAGAUGUUUGAUGAAGAAGAGCAGAGAAGAUGGACAGACGAAGCUCAGAGGUCAGCGGCCGUGCUGACCUGUCUGCUCUCCGACCCUGAUACCGUUACACGACGUCACUGCUGUGCAGCUCUGGGAAACUUGGUAAAUGUUGACGGUGUUGUGUCUAUGUUGGAUAAAGAUGUGUACAGCUCACUUGUCACAGCUGCAUGCACUGAUUCAAACGAUGCAGUGAGACAGGCUGCUACAGCAGCUCUAAGGUUGUGCAGGGAGCAAGAUGCAAUGCAGCGCGGAAUAAAAUGAGCAGUUAACAAGAAGGCAGAUGUCAGUACUACACAGUGUCCUUUAAAAUAUGUAACAAAAUGUUUGCAUGAUUGGAGCAAUGAAGAAUUUCCUUUGAGGUAUUUUGACUCAUUGUGAAUAUACAGUGGGAAUAAAAAAGUCCACAAACCCCUGUAAAAAAUAUUUUUUUCCCAGAUUUAAAAGCUGCAGCAACCUUAUGUUAAGUCUGCACACCCUAAGCUUCAUUCAAUCUUGUUUCGUAGGAGUUAAAUCCUCCAGCUUUCUUGCAGACACCUCCUUUACUUAAUGUUAGGCAAAGAUCAAUAUUUUCGCUCCUUUGUAAUGUCUCUACAAACUAUGACUUUAGGUAAAGGAUGCAAAUGUCAAGGAAGUCCUUCUAGAAUAGCUAACAUUUAUCCAUGGUUAAAUAGAUUUACUUUGAUUAACGGCAGAUGUGAACCAAAGAAGAUUCGAUACUGAAACUGAAUCAAAAGUAUUAGUUUUGUCUUCUUCUUUUUUUGAACCGUAUCUCACGUUUGUUUCCAGUUAAGAUGUGGAUGAUACAUGUCUUAUUAAAAGUGAUACACGUUUAAAACGA
Girardinichthys multiradiatus is the source of this 3961-nucleotide messenger RNA. It is a transcript of the gene stk36, whose product is annotated as serine/threonine kinase 36 (fused homolog, Drosophila). Gene Ontology annotation, molecular function: ATP binding; protein kinase activity. The record is from RefSeq and is a predicted model, not a curated record. Lineage: Eukaryota; Metazoa; Chordata; Actinopteri; Cyprinodontiformes; Goodeidae. Gene Ontology annotation, cellular component: cytoplasm. The transcript is spliced from 20 exons. The coding region runs from base 148 to 3384 and encodes 1078 amino acids. Gene Ontology annotation, biological process: protein phosphorylation.